Erigeron canadensis is the source of this 1774-nucleotide messenger RNA. Its product is annotated as probable protein phosphatase 2C 76. Gene Ontology annotation, biological process: protein dephosphorylation. The transcript is spliced from 9 exons. The record is from RefSeq and is a predicted model, not a curated record. Gene Ontology annotation, molecular function: protein serine/threonine phosphatase activity; cation binding. NCBI's taxonomy places the organism in Eukaryota, Viridiplantae, Streptophyta, Magnoliopsida, Asterales, Asteraceae. Gene Ontology annotation, cellular component: nucleus; cytosol. The coding region runs from base 369 to 1607 and encodes 412 amino acids.
UAUCUAAAAAAAGCAUUGUAGAUCAAAAUUUAUCAUUUCUUGUUGUAUUCACAGUACACUUACACAUACACACUCACCAAAGAGAUAUACAAAAUAAUACAAACACACACACACACAAACAGAACAGAUCUGUUUGUUCACCAUCUCCGGCAAUCAUUUUUCUUGUUUGUGAUCUACACCGCCGGAAACAGAUCUGCUCAUCUCCAUCACCCACCGACCAUCGAUCUUGUUUUUCUCCGGCGACCCACCUCCUUAAAUUCCAAAAUCUCGUCUCUUUUUAUUUCCCAGCUCAGUUUAUCGUGAUAUAUAGAGGAAAAGUUUAGGUGAAAAUUGGGCUCGUAAGGACAAGCUGAGCUUGUGACUUAUAGAUGUUAUGUAGGAGUUACUUCAGGACAGUAAUUCUGCGAGCUGGGCAUAUAUGCAAAAACGCAGAACGGUCUGCCGUGCAAUUUGCAGUUUCUAAAAGAAGUUUGAAAAUAGUUCCUGCGGUAAGGUUGUCCGUUAAUCAAAAAGGGACGGCGGGUAAAACAAUGGCGGCUACAGAUGGUAGUUCCAACCGAGGUCUAAUUACUAUAACUUCACUUGAGAAGAAAGAUGGUGGUUCUUGUGCAAGCGGGGGAUGGAAGAGCGAAGAUGGAAAAUUGAGCUGUGGUUUCUCAAGUUUUAGAGGAAAAAGGGCUACCAUGGAGGAUUUCUUUGAUAUCAAAACUUGCAAGAUUGAUGGGCAGACAGUCUGUUUAUUUGGGAUAUUUGACGGCCAUGGUGGUUCUCGCGCAGCCGAGUAUUUGAAGCAAAAUCUUUUUAACAAGCUUAUGGAUCAUCCGGAAUUCAUGACAGACACUAAAAAGGCCAUAAGUGAAACUUAUAGACAGACGGACUCAGACUUUUUGGAGUCUGAAAAGGAUAAUUCCGGUGAUGAUGGUUCUACUGCUUCAACAGCGGUUUUGGUUGGUAAUCAUUUGUAUGUUGCUAAUGUUGGAGAUUCUCGAACUGUAAUAUCAAAGGCAGGAAAAGCUAUCGCUCUUUCCGAGGAUCACAAACCGAAUAGAACUGAUGAACGAAAGAGAAUUGAAAGCGCUGGUGGGGUUGUGAUGUGGGCAGGCACUUGGAGGGUUGGAGGUGUUUUAGCAAUGUCACGUGCCUUUGGAAACCGUAUGCUAAAGCAAUUUGUUGUAGCUGAACCUGACAUCCAGGAACAAGAGCUUAGCGAAGAAUUUGAAUUGCUGGUUCUUGCAAGUGACGGUCUGUGGGAUGUUGUAUCUAACGAUGACGUGAUCUCAAUUGCACAGGCUGAAUUAGAACCAGAGGCAGCGGCUAAUAAGCUGAUAGAGACUGCUUUUGGCUGUGGAAGCGCAGAUAAUAUUACAUGUAUAGUAGUGAAGCUUUGUCCUAAUUCCCCAACUGAAUCCAAACUCCCAUCCGUAACGGAAACUGAAACCGAGACACGAAACCAAAUUGAAACUGAGAUCGAGGCAAAACGCCAAGCUGCAACGGAAACUGAAAUUGAGACGCAUCCCCAAACUGAAACUGAAACCAAAUCUGAUGUCCCAACAGGAAAUGUUGCAGAAACCAAAGAUGAAACACAGAGCAAUUCUGAGGACAAAUGAUGGAUGUGGUAAAUUCAGCAAUUUGUUGACCCUUUGGUUUCCAUAAAUUUUGUUGCACCUAUUUUUCGAUGAUCUUGUUAAGGUUGAAGUUCAAUAAUGACAUUGUAUUCAUUUUCAUUCGUUUAACUUAGUGGGGUUUUUUGGUUCGCGAACCCUUCAAUCCAAAA